This is a messenger RNA of Lactuca virosa, 1978 nucleotides long. Lineage: Eukaryota; Viridiplantae; Streptophyta; Magnoliopsida; Asterales; Asteraceae. The record is from the annotation of a GenBank genome assembly.
CAUAUACCUCUAAAUACAUCUUUCAAAUCCAAACAGAUGAACCAAUCUUUCGUUUUUUCAAAUCAUCCACAAUGGCUAAGGUUAAGGAAUUCAUGGUUAUGUUCUUCAACAACCGAUGGCUUGUAUUUGUGGUGGCAAUGUGGGUACAAUCAUGCGCCGGCAUCGGAUACUUGUUCGGAAGUUUAUCCCCGGUGAUUAAGAGCUCCUUAAACUACAAUCAAAGGCAGGUCGCAAGGUUGGGUGUUGCUAAAGAUCUCGGGGAUAGUGUUGGGUUUUUGGCCGGAACUCUGUCGGAGAUAUUGCCCUUAUGGGCUGCCCUUCUUGUUGGCGCCAUUAAGAACUUCAUUGGUUAUGGUUGGGUCUGGCUCAUCGCCACCCACAGAGUACCAACGUUACCGUUAUGGGUUAUGUGCAUUCUCAUAUUUGUCGGAACCAAUGGCGAGACCUACUUCAACACAGUGGCACUAGUGGCAUGCGUUCAAAACUUCCCGAGAAGCCGUGGACCAGUCGUCGGAAUACUAAAGGGAUUUGCAGGGUUGGGUGGUGCAAUUUUGACUCAGAUAUACGCAUCCAUCAAUUGGCCUGAUCGCGCCUCACUCAUAUUCAUGGUUGCAGUUGGACCAUCCAUGGUGGUUAUAUCUCUUAUGUUUAUCGUCCGCCCAGUCGGAGGCCACAAACAACUCCGAUCACUGGAUGGAUCAAGUUUCUCGUUUAUUUAUUGUGUAUGCCUCAUUUUAGCUGCGUAUCUCAUGGGGGUUAUGCUUGUGGAGGAUUUAUUAGAUCUGAACCAGACCAUAGUUCGAAUUUUCACUCUGGUUUUGUUCUUGCUGGUAAUCGCACCAAUCAUGAUCCCAAUACAAAUGACGCUUUCCCGUGACCCACUCGACCCAAAAGAAGAAUCUCUUCUAGCCUCACCAAGAACCAAUAAUGAACCUGCAAAACCCGAAUCCGAACCAGAUCCUAACGAUUUUAUAUUUAGCGAACUGGAAGACGAAAAGCCUCAAGAGGUCGACCUGCUUCCUGCUUCAGAGAGACAAAAAAGACUUGCUCAACUACAAACAAAGUUAGCACAAGCAGCUGCAAGAGGAGCUGUUAUGGUCAAGAGAAGAAGAGGACCACAUAGAGGGGAAGACUUCACCCUCACACAGGCUCUGGUGAAAGCAGACUUCUGGCUAAUCUUCUGGUCGCUAUUACUAGGGUCUGGUUCUGGGUUGACCGUGAUUGAUAAUUUAGGUCAAAUGAGUCAGUCUUUGGGGUAUGAGAAACCCCACAUAUUUGUUUCCAUGAUCAGCAUCUGGAACUUUUUAGGUCGUGUUGGUGGGGGGUAUUUCUCAGAGAUCGUGGUGAGGGAGUAUGCUUAUCCACGACCUGUAGCCAUGGCGGUUGCACAGGCGGUGAUGGCGAUUGGUCAUUUAUUCUUUGCCAUGGGUUGGCCCGGUGCAAUGUACAUUGGUACAUUGUUAAUUGGUGUAGGCUAUGGAGCCCAUUGGGCUGUUGUCCCCGCCGCUACAUCUGAGCUUUUUGGGUUGAAAAAGUUUGGUGCUUUAUACAAUUUUAUGACACUAGCCAACCCUGCCGGUUCACUAGUCUUCUCUGGCGUCCUUGCCAGUUCUAUAUAUGACAGGGAAGCAGAGAAGCAAGCUCAACACAGGAAUCAACGUUUUAAUAAGCUUUUUGUUGGGGAUGAGCCUUUGAAGUGCGAGGGCUCGGUAUGCUUUUGUACGACUUAUAUUAUCAUGUCUGCAUUGUGUGUCAUAGCGGUUGUUUUAAGUAUGAUACUGGUGCGUCGAACUAAGGUUGUCUACCAGCAUUUAUAUGGGAAAACCCGAGGUUGAAGCAUCCCCAUCCCCAUGGCUGCCUUUGUUUCAAAAAAAUCAAAACGUCAUUACAAAAUUAGUUAUUGGGGUUUAGUUUGUUCUUUGUUGUAUUAAUUUCAUUAAAUUUUGUUCUACACCACUUACUUAUACAUCUUUCAUGC